CCAUGUCUCUAUUUACACUGCCCCACCUUCUCUUUUCGAACACUACUCAUUUCUUUCUUACAUCAAUUCCCAGAAGAGAGAGGAGAGAGAGAGAGAAAACCAGUUAUUAAUUUGCAGCAGACGUUGAGCCUGACAACAGAGGCCAACUCCCCCAAUUCAACCCCAUAUAUAUGUGAGUUCUCAUCACACAACUGCUGUUUCUUUUCUUACAUAAACCCCUUUUCUUGUAUAAAUGUUUCUGUCCAUUCUUUGAUGCUACAGAUGCUUUCUUAGGUGAAUCUAAGCAGAAUCUUGGAAUUCUGAAGGAUUAGUGAAACUGGAUUUCCACUCUGAUGAAGUAGAUAUAUAGUUACGACAGGAGAAGAUUCAGGUUUCUGCGUACGUAGAGUAGUACAGGAAUCCAGGGCGCCAUGUACUUCCAAGGAAGCUCAGAAAUCCAGGCUGAUGCCCUUCAGACACUUUAUCUCAUGAACCCUAAUUACGUAGGGUACUCUGACAACCACCACCAACCUCAGCCCAACAUCCUCUUCUCGAAUUCCGCCACCGCCGCCACCGUACAAGCCCUCAACCCCGCCCUGAUGCACCACGCGCCGCCGGCUCAGGCUCAGCACUUUGUGGGUAUCCCACUAUCUCAUGAUCCCAGCCGGCCGUCGUCGGUUCUUGGGCAGCAAGAAGAUAUCCAGGCAACCCACAGCACAAUCCCACGUUUCCAGUAUAAUAUACGGGGCUUAUUUGAUCAGGCUGCAACUGGAAAUCAGACAAACGUGUGCCAACAAACACAUCAGGGCCUGUCUCUCAGCCUUUCGCCGCACCAAACUGGAUUUGAUCAUGGGCAGUCUUCGAUAAGGAUGGUUUCACCAAAAAAUUGUUCAUCUCCGUCUCUAACUACUACGGAUCAGACUAACGAAGUCAAUACUAUGCAAAGUGUAAUAAUAGGUUCUAAGUAUCUCAAGGCUGCCCAAGAACUUCUUGAUGAACUGGCGAAUGUCCAAAAAGAAACCCCAAUAGGCCGGCCGGAGGCCGGGCGGAUGGAUAAGGCAAAGGCAAAGGCAAAGAUAACCAAAGAGUCUACUGUUGGAGAUGAAGAUGGUAAUAAAGGUGGUGGUGCUGAUCUUACAACAGCUCAAAGGCAGGAGAUUCAGAUGAAGAAAGCUAAACUUAGUAGCCUGUUGGAUGAGGUGGAGCACAGAUGCAGACAGUACCAUCACCAGAUGCAAAUAGUUGUAGCAUCAUUUGAGCAGGUGGCAGGGAUUGGAUCUGCAAAAUCAUACACUCAGCUCGCCCUGAAAACAAUCUUGAAGCAAUUCCGGUGCCUGAAAGCCAAAAUAUCCGCACAAAUAAAGGCCUUAAACAAGAGCCUGGGAGAGGAAGAAAGCUUCGGGGAUAAGUUUGAGGGCUCGAGACUUAAGUAUGUCGAUCAUCAGCUCCGGCAGCAGCGGGCGUUGCAGCAGCUGGGAAUGGUGCAAAACAGCGCCUGGAGACCCCAGAGAGGUUUGCCUGAAAGAGCUGUCUCGGUUCUUCGGGCUUGGCUUUUCGAGCACUUCCUUCACCCUUACCCUAAGGAUUCAGACAAACAAAUGUUGGCUAGGCAGACAGGGCUUACCAGGAGUCAGGACUCUAACUGGUUCAUAAAUGCUCGAGUUCGGCUCUGGAAACCCAUGGUGGAGGAAAUGUACCUGGAAGAAACGAAGAAUCAAGAACAGAUCAGUGCCUCUCAGGAUAACACACCCAAGGAAUUAGGCUCCAAAUCCAACACCCGGCCCGAGCAUAAUAGCACAAGAACAGCCAGAAUAGAUCAUCAUCAGCAGCAGCUCAAUGACCUCCAAUCCAGACCUAUACUCAACCUGCAGGUUCCUUCUCCCACAGAGAUAUCGGCUUCAACAGUCAUCACACCCGCGACAGGGCCGACCCGGCCUGGAUUCGCCCAACUCAUCUCUCCACUGAACACACAAAGCCCACCCGAAAAGAAACGAAGAAACGAAGCUCAGGAUAAUUCUCCAAGCAGCAUUCUCUCAGUUGAAAUGGAAAUGAAAGGCAGAGAGACAAAGGAGGACUGCUUUCCAGGCCCGUACGGAAUUGGUGAAGUUGGCAGGUUUAACAAUUUCCAGGGAAAUAAUUUCUCUCUGACUCUCGCACUUCCCCCGUCUGAAACUUCACAGGGAGCCGAGGGGCAGUACUUCCUGUCCAGGGUGAAUGGAAUGAAUCAGGCUGCGGGUUCAAAUCCAGGUUAUGAGAACAUUCUUGAUUUCCAGGGCAGGAAGCCCUUUCGGGUCCAGCUCUUGCCUGAUUUUGUGGCCUGACAGUUUUAAUCUAAUUUCAUCAUCUCGCUUUAGGAAACUGCAUUACUGGCUUGAUUUAAACGCAGAAGGAUGGAUGGAAGAUAGAACAAUAUUAGUAGAAUUUAGUACAUAUAUAUAUACUUGAAUAUGUACUUUUCUUUUAGCAGAAAAUUAUGUAGUUUAACUAAUAAGAUGGGAUGUUGUCUAAGUGUUGUAUACUUGAUAUAUAUAUAUAGGUAGGUAGAGU
This is a messenger RNA of Sesamum indicum (sesame), 2526 nucleotides long. RefSeq names its product BEL1-like homeodomain protein 1. Gene Ontology annotation, biological process: regulation of DNA-templated transcription. Gene Ontology annotation, molecular function: DNA binding. The record is from RefSeq and is a predicted model, not a curated record. NCBI's taxonomy places the organism in Eukaryota, Viridiplantae, Streptophyta, Magnoliopsida, Lamiales, Pedaliaceae.